GUUUCUACUAUUAUAGCUAUAAAAGGAGAUAAAUAAAUAAAUAACUAUUUAUUUAUAGACAUUUUUACCCCAUAGUUAUCACUCUUUUAAUUUUCGUUUGACGUCUCAAUCAAACCAAACCAUGGGUCUAGCUGAUAUCUUUCACCGUACAACGCCUCAAGAGAAGCUGCGCAAGUACAAACGUGCGCUAGAGAAGACGACUCGCGAGCUGGACCGAGAGCGUAAUAAGCUGGUUCAGCAAGAGAAGCGGAUUGUAAUUGAUAUGAAAAAGAUGGCAAAACAGAACGAAAUGGAUGCCCUUACUAUAAUGGCACGCGAUUUAGUUCGUACACGGAAAUACAAUCAAAAAAUUUACCGUAUGCGGACUCAAAUUCAAGGUGCCUCGCUAAAGAUACAGACCAUGAGUUCCACCACUCAAAUGGCUACCGCAAUGAAGGGUGUUGCAAAGGCCAUGAAGUCUAUUAAUAAAAACUUAAAUAUUCCUGAAAUGCAGCGCAUUAUGCGGGAGUUUGAGAAGGAGAAUGAUUUGUUGGAUAUGAAGGACGAUAUGAUCAACGACGUUAUCGACAAUGUUAUGGAUGAUGAAGACGUAGAGGAGGAAACAGAGCAGGAGAUUCAAAAGGUAAUUGAUGAGGUUGGGAUCGAACUGCGCCAGAUAGGUGUCAAAAAGGGUGACCUGCAGGCUAAACCUACCGAGGAGGAAGUAGAGGAGGAUAAGGAGUUGGAUGCACGCUUAGCUGCCUUGAAGUCGUCUAUGAAAUAAAGACAGCAUUGAUCAUUCGGGAAGUGUAGUGCUUUACAUAAAAUCAGAGACCUUCUUGGACAAAAUGUCUUUUUUCCCUUCUUCGUUUCGUCAAAAGUGAUUUAUUUUCCUUCAGCUUGUUGAACAUUUAUUUUCUUUGUUUCUUAUGAUACAUAUUGCUUGACAGUUGGCUGCUUAUGAUGGUGAGAGGGGCUUGAAAAAUUCUUGGUAUAUAUGCAUGUCAUGUAAAUGUAGCUGGGCUUGGGGAAUAUGGACCAACUUUUGCCUUUCUCUAAGGCUCGAUAGUGCUCUCCAAAGAUGUGCAUUUUCAUAUUUUCGUAUUUAUCAGCUUCUCCAUCUUUUUGAUAUGGGUCCUUUUUUCUCUGUUUUUUGUUGCAUCAGAAUUUUUGUAUUUCUUAAGGACCAUAGCAUGACCUAUGCAGGGUCUAAAUCGAGGAU
Phytomonas sp. EM1 is the source of this 1201-nucleotide messenger RNA. NCBI's taxonomy places the organism in Eukaryota, Euglenozoa, Kinetoplastea, Trypanosomatida, Trypanosomatidae. The record is from the annotation of a GenBank genome assembly.